Molecule: messenger RNA, 1440 nt
Organism: Angiostrongylus costaricensis
Lineage: Eukaryota; Metazoa; Nematoda; Chromadorea; Rhabditida; Metastrongylidae
Source: the annotation of a GenBank genome assembly
UUGUUAAAGCGACGAGGAAACAAAUUCAGUGACGAAGAAAAAGCUUUGCUUGAAAAAGGAAUCGAGGAAAUCACUGAGAAGUUCAGGAAUGGCGACCGUUCUCCGUCUGUAACUGAUGUGAUUAAAAACAUUGAUCUCACACAGAAAGAGGUAGCUAUAUUGAUUACCGCAGCGCAAAAGUGCAGCACCGCCGAGAGACCUAAACGAGUCUAUCGUCAUGCAGGUGGAGUUAAAAAGAUAAGGAAGAAUAUGUAUUUGCUUCCCGACACUUUAUAUGAGAGGACUGUAUUCAGACCAGAGGAAACUGAGGAGGAACGUAUCAUUUGCUUGACAGAAGCGCUGUGUCAUGCCGUUCGUAAGUACGAUCAGCACGAAUGGUGCAACAGAUUUUUCUCAGGUCGAGAUGAAGCUGAGAAGGUUGCGUCAAACUUUAUCACUGACAUGCUUUCCAAUCGUUGCGUGGAAGUAGCAAAUAGAUUAAAACAGUGCGUAUCGCUUCCAGCAGGAACAACAUUGCCUCCCACAUUCACCACCACAUCGGCUUAUCGUGUUUUUGAGAGGGCUCGUCUAUCGUUGACGGAGCGUGCUUCAGGUUAUUUUUCUGCCAAUAGUGCAGAUGCAACAGAUGUUUUGGGGUUGUCGCAUGGUGGCAUUGCACGUAAAUUAACGGCUCAAGUGCGCUGUCUUCUUCGUGAACCCACUCGUCUGGCAUUAGCGAUAGAUCCUCCUGAUGUGGAAGAGCAAAGAAACAGAGCUCAGAUGGAAUUGAUGCAGACGAUAAUGGACGAGCAGUCGUUUCCUUAUGAGCAGUACGGGUUGAAUGAUGUGGAAAAUGAAGUGGUAAUUAGUUCCACCGAACACUGCGGACCUAUUCAUUAUGAGGACUGCGUCGACGAUGCCCUCAAUGAGACAGUGCAUACGGUCAUGGAUCUAGUUUUUAACCGAACACCUCAAAUGAAGAAGCGUGGAAGACCUUCUAGGAAAGACCGACUGUAUCGCAUUUUGGCAGCUUCGGGAAAAGAGUCGGAUACAAGUAAAAGACGAGUUUUACCUCGUUCAGCGAAGAAACACAGGUCGGCGUUUGCUGCUGGAAGUUCUGAUGUUUACGAUUUCGAAAUGGACUCCGAAGGCAGUGUUGAUGUGUCCCCGCUUACAUCAGAACAUGGCAAUGAAUCUAUGGGAGACGCAGAAAUAUCCGUUGAUAAAGGUGUUCAUCAAACGACCGUACCAGAUAUUCAACAAGCUGCAAAUGUGAGAAAGACUAUUCUUGUUAAUAAAACGUUGCAGCAGGAUUCCAACGGCAAUGACCUUUCGAAGCGUAAGCGUGGAAGACCAAGAAGAACUGCUGCUAUCAAGAAGUGCCUAGAAGCAGUAUCGCCAGUUGAGUGGGCGAAAGCUGAGAAGGAGGUUCGCUCCUUUCAAAUAUGUUUUUUUAGUUAG